UCCUGUAGGGCUACUAUGAGUUGGAAUCGACUCCAUGGCAGUGGGUUUAGUUUUUUUUUGGUACCUUGUAUUAGAGCUUUAGUAACCUUCUUUUUUCUUUUUGGUACCUUGUAUUAGAGCUUUAGUAACAUUCUUUCCCUCCCUCCCCCCAGUUUCUGCUAGGGAGCUAACCCACUUUUAUGGGAAUUCAUUUUUUCAUCAUUUGUAUUGACUUCCAAUUUUCCAUGUCUGGUAGUUUUCAGUAGGGUAGUGUAUGAAAUUUGAUUUUAGAGUUGGCUUAGAGAUUCAGUAAGAACAAAUGAUUUCUUUUCAUCCAUGUAUCCUCAGCACCUAGCACAGGGCUAGGCCCAGUGUAGAUGGUCAAUAAAUAUUUGUUGAAAUGAAUAGUUCUCCAAAGGCUUGCUUGACUCUUUCUUUUGUCCAGUCACCUGGCAAGAGAAUGAGGUCUUUAUGAUGAUUUUGUCUUUAGAGGCCUAAUUACUUAGUUCUUAUGCAGAUUGGCAUUAUGUAAUCUUUCCACUAUUGGACAACAUUUUCUGUGACAGCAGACUCUUCUGGGUGAAUGAAUUUCUCUAUCAGCUAUUGAUGUUCUGAGCUUGGGUUUAGAAAAAUCCAGACACAUUUGUCCACCAAGGCCAAAGAGAUUGUUUAGCACAAGAGAGGGAAGUAUUUAAAUCAGCAAAAUUUGCUUUCUAUUUGGGAUCUUCCUAGCCAUCCAGGCUGGCCAUAACUUCCUAGAUGGAAUAAGUUAUUUUGUUAGAUAAUUGGAAUUGAAUCUUGUAAACCAAAAGUAUUUUGCUUGUUGAUUCUGUUUGCAUUUUAGGAGAGGAGAUGAUUCUAAACAUCUGCAGGUAGUCUGCAGAUGUGCCAGAUUGAUGGCCUUUCUAUUACAAAUUCAUCUUUUUCUUUAAGUUUGUUUGUAGAUGUUCUUAAACACAGAUGGUAAACACUUUCUUCCUUUGGUUUCAUACAGUACAAAAUAGUACUAAUAAUUUUAGUCUGCAUGGUUCUAUGAACCACAUUUAUAUUUUGCUUUAUCUUAUGUGGUGUGUACUUUCUGUUAUCUGUGUUGCUGCAGUAAAAAAUAAUUUAUAAGUAAUUACAUCCAUCAGAGAAUUUGAGGGCCUUCCCAUAAACAAAGUGGUAUGCGUGUGUUUUCUGUAAAGGCAGGUUCAGAUCAGUGCUCUGGGCUUAUGUAUCCGGGAUCUGCUUGCACUGACAGUUCAGAUGUGGAAAGUAAAGGGGAAUAUGGAAAAUAGGAAUUUUUGUCAUUACCUUUUUCUCGGACAUGAACUGGCACGUAGAUUUACUAUGGAUCAAGCAUGUGCUUGUUAGUGUUGAGCAAUGGUUUAUCCAACUUGUGUUUUGGGAAUUUCAUAAAACCAAAUUCUCACUUCAAACCCGUUUUGAAAGUAGGUACAGUGUAAAUUACCAAAAACAAAAGAACAAAAAAAAUGCUGCAGACAAAAAAAGGCAGCAUGAGAGAUGCCAGUGCCCAGCUUUCCUUCAUGUGGUGUCUGUUCUUGCUUGUGAGCUGUGAGUGCAGUUCUCAUUAUCAGUUAGUGGGAACGCCUGAGGCAGCGCUUAGCAGGAAGUGGGGCAGCUUGACCCUGCCCUUCCUGCUUAGCAAAGGGCCACUGGCUCCUCCACAGGCUUUGGCGGGCUUGGUGUUCUGGUCCUGGGACAUAGCCAGUGUCUGUGAGUGUGUGUGUGUGUGUGUGUAGUGUGUGUGUUUAGGAAAAGGACAGAGAAAUUGAUUGAGUCUGCCUGCAGUUGUUCAUGCCUGCGGUUAAGGAAACACAGCAGUUCUUCCCUUCAACUAGUUCCUUGCCGGACAGGAGAGAGUGGGAAGAGCACAUUCAUCAAGCAGAUGAGAAUCAUCCAUGGGUCAGGAUACUCUGAUGAAGACAAAAGGGGCUUCACAAAGCUGGUAUAUCAGAACAUCUUCACAGCCAUGCAGGCCAUGAUCAGAGCCAUGGAUACGCUCAAGAUCCCAUACAAGUACGAACACAAUAAGGCCCAUGCACAAUUAGUUCGAGAAGUUGAUGUGGAGAAAGUGUCUGCUUUUGAGAGCCCGUACGUAGAUGCAAUAAAGAGUUUAUGGAACGAUCCUGGAAUCCAGGAGUGCUAUGACAGACGACGAGAAUAUCAGUUAUCUGACUCUACCAAAUACUAUCUUAAUGACUUGGACCGCGUAGCCGACCCUGCCUAUCUGCCUACUCAACAAGAUGUGCUUAGAGUUCGAGUCCCCACCACAGGGAUCAUCGAAUACCCUUUUGACUUACAAAGUGUCAUUUUCAGAAUGGUGGAUGUAGGGGGCCAGAGGUCAGAGAGAAGAAAAUGGAUACACUGCUUUGAAAAUGUCACCUCUAUCAUGUUUCUAGUAGCACUUAGUGAAUAUGAUCAAGUUCUGGUGGAGUCAGACAAUGAGAACCGAAUGGAAGAAAGCAAAGCACUCUUUAGGACAAUUAUCACAUACCCUUGGUUCCAGAACUCCUCGGUUAUUCUGUUCUUAAACAAGAAAGAUCUUCUAGAGGAGAAAAUUAUGUAUUCCCACCUAGUUGACUACUUCCCAGAAUAUGAUGGACCCCAGAGAGAUGCCCAGGCAGCUCGAGAAUUCAUCCUGAAGAUGUUCGUGGACCUGAACCCAGACAGUGACAAAAUAAUCUACUCCCACUUCACAUGCGCCACAGACACCGAGAAUAUCCGCUUUGUCUUUGCUGCCGUCAAGGACACCAUCCUCCAGUUGAAUCUGAAGGAGUACAAUCUGGUCUAACCGUGCCUCCUAGACACCUGCCCUUCCCUUCCCCGGUGGGCUAUUGAAGAUAUACAAGAGGGACUGUAUUUCUGUGGAAAACAAUUUGCAUAAUACUAAUUUAUUGCUGCCUGGUCUCUGUGUGAGCGUGUCCACAGAGUUUGUAGUAAAUAUUAUGAUUUUAUUUAAACUAUUCAGAGGAAAAACAGAGGAUGCUGAAGUACAGUCCCAGCACAUUUCCUCUCUCUCUUUUUUUUUAAGGCAAAACCUUGUGACUCAGUGUAUUUUAAAUUCUCAGUCAUGCACUCACAAAGAUAAGAGUUGUUUCUUUCUCUCUCUCUCUCUUUCUUUUUUUUUUUUUCGAUUGAGCAAAACGAAGCUGAUUUCUCUAUUUCCUAACACAUCCCUCCCUACUGAUUUUUCCCAGGUUACAAUGGCCUUAUCCUAGUUCCAUUCUUGGUCAAGUUUUUCCUCUUGAAUGAUAUAGUCAGGACAAUGUCAUUCAAUUUAAGCCAUCAUACAUCAGCUUAAUUUAACAGUUUGUAGUUUUUGCUGAAGGUAUUAUAAGUAUUAAUGCUAUGGUUUUAAAUGUAUUGCUCUGGAUACAGACAUAGAGGUUUUUUAAAUAUUGUCUUGUCUCACUUUGGAACAGGACAAAGGAUACCCAUCUUAAUGGUUAACUAUCAUUUCUUUUGAAUCUUGACCUUCAGCCAUAACUUGGUUAUUCAGAGAAUUACCCAGAAGUCAGCAAGGCAAGGGCAAGGACACACAGAGUCCUUUCUUUUAAAAUGCCAUGUGCCAUUGUCCUUCCUCCCUCCCCUGCUUCUUUUUCUUUCUUCCACCCUCUCUUCUUUAAAUCACAGAUGCCAAAAAAUAAGCCAACAGACACUACAUUAUCCCCAGCGACUACUGCUCAGAAUCUUUUAGCAGUUUGCUCUUAUUUUUUUAUUUUUUCGGUUCAAACUUUUCCUUCUUUUUUUGUUUUUCCUUCUCCUUAGGGUUUGGGCCACAAUUUUAAAUUAACUUUUAUUAUAGAUAUGUGUUGCCAAAGCUGGCUUUUUGUAAAAAAAAAAAAAUAAUAAUAAUAAUAAUAAUAAAAUUAAUUAAUUAAUUAAUUAAUAAGAAGUUUAAAAAAAGCCGCUAUCUUAAAAUGUAAGAGAGAAAGACUGUGAAGCCAAAAAUGACUGGCUGAGAAUGAGCCCAAAACGCCAAUUGCCAAACAAUUGGCAACUGUAAAUUUGAUUCUCAUGGUCCAUUCUUUUCUUUGCCCUUAAGAUCGCAUUGCUUAGUGUCCACGUUCCAUGUUCAGUGUUCAAACUGGCUUUGUGGAAAAGUGUGCUAUGUGGUGCAACAUGAAAUCUGCUCACGUCUCUGUUUGAAGCCAGUUUUUCUCUCUGUUACAUAAGGUGGAGCAGGUCUGCCAAGAACAUGGGUUUAUGGUAUUCUGACACCUAUAACUGGCAAACUCUGAAAUUACUGAUGAUAGUUUACCACCUUUGGGAUCUUCUUGAAACGGUGACUGAUUAAUUUGAACUUCAGGAAGAUGUGUGGACUUAAAAGUAACCUCUUAAUGUUCUGUAGAACAUGUAUUGAUGUAAAUGAACCUAUGAGAAGAGAUUUUUGGAACUCUUUAUGUGCAAUUUUUCAACAAAUGCAAAAAAAAAAAAACCACACAUGUAUUGAUGAGCUUCUGGCCAGCAGCUUGAGUCAAAAUAUGAUUUAAGAAAAUAAAUCAUGAUUGUUUUAAAGCAGCUGGGAAGUUAGAAUUAGGCCAUGCUGCUGGCCUCAUUUUAACUACAGUACUAUCUGGCACUACUGUAAAUUUCCAUAUAAUUUACUCUUUGGAAACAACAAAGGGAAGGGAGAAAAUUAAUGGCUUAUUAGAUGAGUACCAAAGUUACUGAACAGUAAUGGAAUGUUCUCAUUCUUCACUUUCCCAGCCUCAAACAACAUGGGUUACUUUUCUUUGCCUUCCUCAGAAAGCGCCUGUGAUUUAACUAGCAAAGAGACUGGCUGUAGAUAUAGUGCAAUUCCGAAUGCCCUAAUCUUUGUACAUACAUCUCUCUCUGGAUACUGCAGCAUUGAUACUGGCUUUGUAAUCAUUCAUUUUUUUGGCAGAUUGAAUGUGCUGUAUUGAUAUGUAUCUAUGUAAUUGUAUUGUAUGUCUUGUAGCUAAUUCACAUUUUGAAUAAUGUUAUUUUAUUUACUUUUUUAAGAGAGGAGAAUGUAAAUUUGUCAGUUUAUUUCUGACUAGGGAUUUUUUUUUUCCAUUUAGAAAAGAAGAAAAAAAAAACUUACUAUCGUACAGAGCGGUACUAGCAUCGUGCUGUAUAAAAUCAUUUGCACAUUCCUGAGUAGAGGUAUACUGAUUAUAAGACCCAAAGGUAAUUUCAUAGCAAAAUACAUAAAAUCAGUCAGAGCUUUUAUACAAACAUGGAAACCAACUUUGUAGAACUUUUGCCAUUUGACCUAGGAUUGGAAUAUGAGCUUUUAUACAAUUCAUAUUCUUAUUUGGCAAAUGCACAGUUUAGUAUUACCUCUCUGAUGGCCUUUAUUAGAAAGGCAGUUUUAGAAGCUAUUGUGAUCCACUAAGGAAGUGUUUUGACAGCUAGAGACCACUGCUUUGCCUGAAAGGGCGAUCUUAAAUUUGGUGCAGCAAAAAAAAACAAAAACAAAAAAAAAGUAAACAACAACAUUUGAAGGCUUACAGUGUGUAUAGAGAAAACCUCGUCACAAGAUCAUAAGUGUUACAGUUUUAGGGAAUCAAGAUAUUCUAUUUAAUAGAGCUAUAGUAGAUAUAGUCGAUUAAGCCUGAUUUCGAAGCUCAAAGAAGCUGAGCAAAACAGGGAAAGAUUAUUAUAUUUGUCUUUAAGAAAUUGGGAGGGAAUUUGCUAUGCAGAAUUGAGGUUUGUGGCUUCACUGUUCACCUUAGGGUGCAUGACAAGAUCCCUUCUCUUAAGAAAGGAAAAAAUUGAUCACCCUAGCCACAGUGAUGCAUAGAAACCUAACUGUAUCCACACUAGUCAAUUGAAGCUAAAGGGUUUUCUUUUUUGUUCCUUUGUUUGGGGUUUUAUUGAAGGGGCUAGGGGUGGGAAGGGAUUCUUUUCAGUUUUGUAUAAAAACAAAGUUUACUUAUGCUUUCUAUUAUAUUGUGAUUGCAAGCAUUAUAAGCGUGUGCCACUGGCCUCCUUUGUCCAUGCUGUAGGUAACCGAGGCCUGUGGCAAGUUUUAGGGUGAUGUGGCAUGUCUUAUUCAGAAACAAGAAAAACACAAAAACCGUUCUUCAGCAUACCAAGGCAAGCCGCCACUUCAUGACUCACUUAACUCAUUGCAGUGUACCAGUUUACAGAUGAUUUUUCCCAUUUUGCGCGACACAGCAGUUCCAAUCCUCAGAGAAAUCCUUAUUUGUAAAUUGGAGGUUCCUACUAUGCCUUACAGAGCUUAAAUUCAGAAGUUUGUGCCUCAUGUCUGAAACAAAGGGAAAGAACACACCCAUUCAAAAACAAGCAAAUCCUCUCAAAACGUCUUUUUUAAAGCAUUUCCAUAUAAAGAGCUCUGUUGAAUGUCACGAACAGACUGGGGAAAAAAAUCUUCUUAGGGACCUGCAUAUGUUGUUUACUAGCAGAUGAUGUCUACAAAAGGUAUUUGAAGAACACCUUAAACUUGUGUUUUUGUUUUUGUUUUUUUUUUUGUAGAUUAACUAGCAGGUCUAAUAUUUUAAAAAAAGGUAAUUCACCUAAAGGGCAAUUUACUUUUUUGUACUUCACACUAUCUUGAUUGUCAAGGUGUAUGAACUGUAAUUUUAAAAUUUAUACUGCCACGUGAUUAUCAAUUUUAGUUGUCAUAAGUUAGGAAUUGAUGAAAAGCUAUUUAUGCUGGAUUUUGGUCAAACUGAUUUUAUUAUUUGCAAAAAAUAAAAAAAAUUAAUAAUGGGAAGAAAGGGCUGCAUAAUGAGAUACUGCAAGAUUCAAAUAUUGGUUGGAAAUAACCUUCAAAUUACCCUCAAUUUCCCUUUGUUUUCAGUUUCUCAACAAGAACGAAUGAAAUGAAAUAUAGCAGAAUGUUAACCCAUAUAAAAAUAAAGUGUACCCAAAUAUUG
Messenger RNA from Trichechus manatus latirostris (Florida manatee), 6854 nucleotides. Its product is annotated as guanine nucleotide-binding protein G(q) subunit alpha. The record is from RefSeq and is a predicted model, not a curated record. Gene Ontology annotation, cellular component: heterotrimeric G-protein complex. Gene Ontology annotation, molecular function: G-protein beta/gamma-subunit complex binding; G protein-coupled receptor binding; GTPase activity. The coding region runs from base 1871 to 2776 and encodes 301 amino acids. NCBI's taxonomy places the organism in Eukaryota, Metazoa, Chordata, Mammalia, Sirenia, Trichechidae. The transcript has 7 exons. Gene Ontology annotation, biological process: glutamate receptor signaling pathway; phospholipase C-activating dopamine receptor signaling pathway; action potential.